Brassica oleracea var. oleracea is the source of this 1815-nucleotide messenger RNA. RefSeq lists its product as uncharacterized. Lineage: Eukaryota; Viridiplantae; Streptophyta; Magnoliopsida; Brassicales; Brassicaceae. The record is from RefSeq and is a predicted model, not a curated record. The transcript has 5 exons. Bases 1 to 1815 code for a protein of 604 amino acids.
AUGGGGAAAAUUCGCCGACUGACUCCCUUCUGCUACCAUCAAGAUGGGGCAGUUGGGCAACUCUUGGAUCUCCCGUCGAAGCUUGCUCGGCCGUCCGUAGUGCAGGGACAAAGUUGGGGCGAUGUUCUGCUGACUGAAUCAACUUUCAGAAGUGUGUCUUCGCUGUUGAAGGAGUGUGGAGCGUACGGCGUCGAGUUCAUUAUUACGCGGCCCGAUCAGCGGCCUUGGACUCCACCGAUCGGCUUUCAGUGCGUCUAUGAAUCAUUCUUUCAGAAAGAUUCCAGGUUGUGGUUCCCGAUCCCUCGUCUGGUUACUUCUUAUUGCGUGCGCCGAGACAUAGCUAUGACUCAGUUGAUGAUCGGGGACAUGAGGAUCGCUGUUGCGUUGAUGGUGAUGGCAGCAGAGAUUGACGUGUCAAUGUCUGUUCGGAGUUUUGAGGAGUUGACACAAACCCAGCCCAAAUCGAAUGGUUUGUUUGCGGUGCAAAUGCGUUCGGGGCUUCACAUCUUGACUGGUCAUCCCUCGGGGACGAAGCUGUGGCAGCGCUCAUACUUUUUCGUUAAGGCUAAUAAUGCUGCCUUCGAAGAUCCUCCAGGCAAAAGCUACCGAGUUCUAUGGAGUUCUGAUAUCGUUGCUCAUCUGAACACCAUCGGCCCUCAGGACACCUUCUGGAAAGACGUUCCGAAGAUGGUGGUGCUUAAUCAGCAGACGUGGGCGAGCUUCGAUCGUCAGAGGAUCAGUUGCCAACAGAAGCGCAUCGCGAAAGUCGAUUGGUCGCCAGACGUUCCGUGCGUGACGACGACCGGGAAAAGAAUGAAACUUCCACUUAUGGGGCACAUUCCGAAAGCAUAUCCGAGCUACAGCGAGCUCCUACGCACUAAGCUAAAAGGUGAGAGCUUCAGCUCCAUGACUGCGUCUGAGGGCGAAGAUGCCGAGCCUCAAAGAUCUCUGGCCAAGGAGGCAGUGACCGGAGGGGGAGAUGUCGCGGCUUCGGAUUCGGUGGUCGAAAGGACAGACGUUUCGACGGCCGAUGCCCCCAAUGACUCGCCGUUCGUCAGCGAUCCUGAUGCGUGUGCUGAGUUGGUGCGUCGGAUCCGUGGUGGCGCGCACUUGAUGCCGGAGACUUCCAAGCUCGCGUUUCCAAAUGGGUUUAUCGCAUCUGCUCAGGCCGACGUGGUAGCUGCUGUCCGUAAAAACCAACUCAUUUUGGAUUACGAGCUGUCACUGCGUAGGAUGGCUUCAGAUUUCGCUACGGCUGAAGCGACAAUCGAGAGCAAGGAUGCGGAAAUCGAGAAGUCUAAAAGGGUUGCUAUGGACAAAGCCAAGGAGAUGAUCGCCGAGCGAAGCCGUUAUCAUCGUGAGCACAAGCAGGAUGCUGGGAUAAUUAAAGAUCUUGAAGGUGAAUUAGAGGCUGCUCGAAGUAAGAUCGAUCGAUUGGAGGUAGAGAAGACCGAGGAGGCUGAGAAGAGGAAGAGGACGAUGGAUCAUGAGAGACAGGUGCACCGCCGCGAGCUUACGUCUGAGAUGAGUUGUAUCGGAGCGGCGGCGGUGGCGGAUCGUUUCGACAAGUUUAGGAGAUACAUGGUCGAUCGAGAUAAGCACGAGGAGAAGCUCGUUCUCCACAGUCAGGCUUUCGGAGCUUUGGAUGGGCUGGGCAUGCCGGAAGAGUGGGGGAUGCCCGUCCCGAAGAGGUUGAAGGAUAUCUUGUCUGCCAUCGAGGCAAAGUUCAAGGAAGAGCUGAAGGGAGUUGUCGUUGAAGAUAUCACAGAUCACGAUCUCACUGUCUCCUCUCUUCCUCGUCUCGAGCGACUUUAG